Molecule: messenger RNA, 2571 nt
Organism: Pseudo-nitzschia multistriata
Lineage: Eukaryota; Bacillariophyta; Bacillariophyceae; Bacillariales; Bacillariaceae
Source: the annotation of a GenBank genome assembly
GUGGAAUUACUUUUGUUGCGAGGGUGUGGUCCGUCCUUUCUGUUCAAAUUAUAGAGAGGAACCGGUUCAAACCGAGCACGAAUUGACCGAUCUCUGUUGCCGCCAAUACGGAAAUGGUAGGGCAGAAAAAUGGGGGACGAAAAAAAGCUUCGAACAACAGCGCUGGAACAACAACGACAACCACAACACCAACGAACGACGACGGGCACCAGACGAGCAUGAGCACCAGGAGGAAAGCGGCGACGAAGAGYGGCGAGUGGCCCGAUCCGGACUUUGAUUUCGCGGUAUACUUCGAAAAGACGCUGUCAGAGGUGAAAGAAGAACGAGAAAGCGGAGUCAGAUCUUCGUCCACGCGGGAAGCCCUGAAAUGGUUUGCGGGAUUGCCAAAAUCCCAGCGCGAUGUCUUAAACAUGGGCAUUCAGGCGAUCACCUACAAGGGGGCCAUGGAUGCAGCCAAGAGGCAGCUCGAAUCUAUGGUUCACCAGGCAGGAAGGACGGCCGGUGGAAGCAGCAGCAGCGGGAACAACGGUGGAUCGGGUUCUUCCAAGAACAAAAACAACACAACAAAUGCCAACGGCAACGCCUCAUCGGGAGCUCCCGGCCAGACUGCGAAUUCUAACUCUAGCAAUAUCGGCAGCAAUGGCAACCGAAAGGAAGCGAGCAGUGCGAGAGACCGAAACGGCAAGAGUAGCUCGAACAGCAACAACAAUCGCCAGAGCCAGAGGCUACAGCAACAGCAUCCCAGCAGCAGAUCGAGCAACGACGGCAACAACCGCAGGUGGCAGCAACAACCACACAACAACAACAGCAACAACGAUUCCGGUGACUCCUACUACGGAAGCGGGGGAGGAGGUGGCAGUGGUUCGUACGACGACUACAAGGGUCGGAGAGGGGGUGGACCGCCACCGCCCAAGGGACACGGCAAUUACUCUCCCUACGACAGCUACGGGCCGCCCCCGCCCCACAUGCACCCCCACCAGCCUCCUCCCCAGGGCGGUGGGGGCUUUGGCGACCACCGGUACAGCGAUCGAUACCACGAUUCGCAGCCACACUCGUUCGGGGAUGGAGGCAUGGGAAGGUACCGCGACCGGGUGGGCCGGAGCCGCAGCAGUCGCGGAAGAACCCAGGCGGUKGACGACUACGAGCGGGACCGGGAGUACCGGAGGAGCGUCCAGGCGGACGACCCGUACUACAACAGCAGCAGGCGGCGGUCCAGCCGGUCGCCCUCCCCCACGUCGCGUCGGAGCCAAYCGAUGGACGACGACUACGAUGGCUACCACCGCCGGAGCGGUGAAAGAAGCCGGGGCAGUGGGUACCACCAAAGCAGCCGGAGGAGGCGGUCCUGGUCCUAUUCGUCGUCGUCCAGCUCCUCCUCCUCCUCUUCGUCGUCUUCCUCCUCCUCCUCGAGCUCCGACAGCAGCGUCGGCAACGGUCGCYGGCGGUCUUCGCGCCGGAGCAGUGGCAGGCGGAGCAGCAGCCGGCGGUCGCCCUCGUACGAAACCAGCAACCGGUCUUCCCGCAGCGGCGGGCGGGGGAGCAGCAGCCGGCGCAGCAGCAACCGGACCCGGAGCUCUCGCCGCACCAGCAACAGCCGGCGGACCUCCGGAUCGGUGUCUCGGUCGAGGUCUAGGUCUCGUUCCUGUUCCAGGGAAUCGUCUUCGCUGAGGCAGAGGGACGGCGGCAGCCGAAGGAGCAGCAGCCGCCGGUCCUCGUCGCACCACCACGGCAGCACCCGGCGCGACCGCGACCGGGACGAAAAAACGGCAGACUCCUCCGAAAGCCUGCCACCGGACAGGGACAGCAAGCAGGAGUCCUCGAGGAACAGUCCCUCUCCCCCCACGACRCGAUCCACGUCCACCCGCAGGUCGAGCCGCAGGAGGCACCACCACGAUCGAUCCGAGAGCAGGAGUCCCGAGCACCGGAGCAGCAGCAAGCGCAAGCGGGGAGCCGACCGAAAGAGGGAUKCCAGCAGCGACGAGGACAGCAGCCAGGACGGAGACGCAUCGUCCCCGCCCCCGAGGUCGAGCCGAUCGUCGCGGCGGAGCAAGAGCAGCCGGCACGGAAGCAGCAGCGGUGGCCACCGGUCGUCCAGGCGAAGCAGCAGCGACUACGAUCGAUACGAUCGCGAGGACAGCCGGGACAAGAACCCCAGCAGCUCGGAAAAGAAGAAACGCGGCUCGUCGUUUUCCUCCAAGAAGAGGAAGCGCAGCAGCCGAAGCGAUCGCUUGUCCUCUUCUCGACACCACAAAUCCUCGUCGCGGAAGCACUCUUCGUCGUCCCGUGGCGAGCACCGCGAGAAGGACCCGCAGGACAAGCACCAGUCGUCCAAGGGCGAGAAGCCACCAAAAGAACAACCGCAAUCCCCACCCCCGCCCGGGGGUUCCUCGCAGCAAGCAGAGGGUGGGAGCGAUGCCAAGGACGACAGAGAUCAGCGACGAGAACUUUCUGCGUCGCCGUAGAGCAAUCGCAGGAACCAAUGGAUUGCAUUGCACUGCACGUGAACUGCACUCGGAGCAAUCCAUGGAACCUUUCUCUGCAGAUUGUUCAAACCAAUAACUACGAAGUACAACA